Pelagomonas calceolata is the source of this 826-nucleotide messenger RNA. NCBI's taxonomy places the organism in Eukaryota, Pelagophyceae, Pelagomonadales, Pelagomonadaceae. The record is from the annotation of a GenBank genome assembly.
CCCCCCGGCGCUCCGUGCCUGCUCGGGCGUCAUCCACCUCGCCGCCAAAAAAUUGACAGAGCUUAUUAAUACAUUUGGACGCGCGUUCAUGGCGUCAUUCCCGACGCCGCGUUCACCCGCCUCGCCGCCAGCCGGACUCUUCCAAGAUCUCCGCGAGGGCGCUCGACUCCCCACUUUCGCGCAAGAUGCGCCGCAGCGCGAGGGCGUCGCGGGCGUCCAAGGCCUGGGCCGCCGGCUGCGGCGCGGUUGCUUCCGGCGCAGCUUUUUUCGCCGAGCCGUUUUUGUUCCCGAAGAUGCGAUCGUAAUUCGAAGCAUAUUGCGGGUUGCCUCCGCCCCAGCCGUCGUUGUUCGGCUUGAAGGCGAUGUCCGACGAGUGAAUGCUAUCCGUCGGUGCCGGCGCCGGUGUCGACGCGGUCUUGGACGAGUGCCGCACCGGCACGCGAGUAGCGCGGCGGAGAGCAAUGCGUAACAUGGCUGUACGCUUCGAUUGUUCUACUGACGCGCGCGUCUAUAUAGCAGUGCAAAGUGGUGGCCAACGUCAGGUGUGGCUGCCCGUGCCGUCCUCGCGUCGAGGCUGGAAUCUGCGGCCUUAAGUGAUCAAUUAGGGCUGUGUGAGUGGCCUGGAACGCCUCGUUCCAGUUCUGUGGCCUCACGCGUGCUGUGUGACACUGCUCUCAAUGGAGUGGGCGACAGCUGAGAGUGGCGCCACCUAAAAUCAGCGCGAACGAGCGGAGUUUGAAAUAUAUCGCCGUCGGUGGCUUGUGCGGAUAGUUUAUAGAUCCGAGUCGCUCUUACAAGUCACUGCGCGCCGCCGCAGCGCUUAUCC